AAACGGGCUUCUCCUUCCCGCUCGGUGCUCGUUGGUUCUGGGCCUGGGAAGGAGUGCGCUCCAUGAUGAUUCAAGUUGUGGCCUGUCAGUAGGAGAACCGAUUGGGUAUUAUUCGGGGCUGCUGGAUUCGCGCUUCCUUUUCCUGUGUGUAAUCAUUGCAGAAGCGUUGGCGCUCCCGCCCCACACAUCAAGAGCAGCACCCUCGCUUCUUAUGACUGAGCAACGACCACUGCAGAGACAUGAAUGAACAUCCCAAGAAACGAAAAAGGAAAACUUCUUUCCCAUCUCGAUAUGCAGGACAGGCUGCUACUGCAACAUCUCCUGAAGUGUCUGUUCCUGUCAAAACGAUAGAAAACAAUGGAAUAUUCUUUGAUCACUGUUACAGUGUCUGCUCCAUUAUCCCACCGGAAUAUAAACCUCCAGAAACUGAAGAUGAGCUCAGUACUAAUGGAGAGAGCAGGGACAACUGUGAGUCCCCAACGCUAAUCCCGCAGCCGGAUGAUGAGGAUGCAGUCGUGGAGAUCCACACCGAAGAACCUGAGGACGUGCCUUCACCGGUCAGCGAGGAAGACUCGCCGCUUCAGAUCGAUGAAAGUCCUGAGAGCAGUCCUUCGAAUUUGACUGCAGCCCAGAAAUGGCCUUUACUCCGGGCCAACAGCAGCGGCCUGUUCAGAUGUGAGCAGUGUGACUAUAACAGCAAGUACUUCAAUGAUCUCAAACAGCACAUGAUUCUGAAGCACAAAUGUGCCGAGUCGCACAUCUGUAAAGUGUGCAAACAGGGCUUCUCCAGUGAUGACUUGCUUUCAGAACACGCGAAGAUCCACGAGGAGCAGCUGAGCUGUAAGCACUGCGACUACAAGACCAAUUCCUUUGAGAGCCUUAACCAUCAUGUGGCCGAUGUGCAUUUCAAUGACUUUCUGUACUGGUGUGAGCAGUGCGACCUGCAGUUCUGCACUAGUAGCGAGCUGUACUUACACUUCCAGGAGCACAGCUGUGAUGAGCAGUACUUAUGCCAGUUCUGUGAGCAUGAGACCAACGAUCCGGAAGACCUCCAUAGCCAUGUGGUGAACGAACACACCUGUCGCUUGAUCGAGCUAAGCGAUGCUUAUAAUAGCGGGGCUCGCGGGCAGUUCAGCCUCUUAAACAAAAUCAACUUUGAUAAGUCCAAAAACUUUUUUGUCUGUCAAGUAUGUGGCUUCAGCAGCAGGCUCCACACCAAUGUCAAUAGGCACGUAGCGAUAGAACACACCCGAUUCUACCCUCACGUUUGUGAUGACUGUGGAAAAGGGUUCUCUGGGAUGCUGGAAUACAGCCAGCAUUUAAAUUCUCAUUCAUCUGAAGGCGUCUACCUAUGCCAGUAUUGCGAAUAUUCCACGGGCCAGCUGGAAGAUCUGAAGACGCAUUUAGAUUUUAGACACUCUGCAGACAUGCCCCAUAAAUGCAGCAAUUGCCUGCUGAGGUUUGGGUCAGAAGAUGAACUUAAAAGUCAUCUCGUGACUCACGAUUUGGGGAAUUAAGAAGUAGACUAGAUUAUUGUGCUUUUUGGUAGUUAUCGCUUCUAGCUCUACCAAAUAAAUCUUUCUCACGGUUGCUGGUGGCAAAUGCAUGCGGAUGUAAUUAUGUGUUAAAUUAAAUCUGACUCGCCUAUUUGUUGCAAAACGUGCGUUCUUGGAUAGUAACUUUCACAGUAAUAAAUAACACUCCGAAUUAGUUUGCAAUCAGUAUUUAAAAGUAAAAAAAAAAAAAUACUCCGUACUUGGUGAAAGAUUUCUGAUUUUUCCAGUGGACAUUGUUACUGUAUAUUUAUGAAAAUGAAUUUGCAUGGACUUGAAUCAUACAAAAAAGAAAACUUAUUGGACUAGACAAAUGCCAUUUGUGGGGAAUCUUUUUAAUCUUCUGCUCACACAGCUGAAUGCACCUUACAUGUAUGAACGGUCACAUUAUAGGAAAUGUAUAAGGUGUGUCUUUCAAAAAGGAGAAUAGCUUGUACCUUGCAAUCAUGCACCCGUGCUGUUAUUAAAUAAGUGUCUAAAUUGGAAAAUACAUUUAUUCUGUUGCAUAAAAAAAGAUGAUCUUUACUAUGUGGGCAAGUCAUGCAGAGAAUUCUUAAGUGCAGUGCAGCGUGUGACCUUAUUGUGUACCUGCUUUAUUUACAGCUUUGUGGUGGGCAGUCGCCUGUGUACGGUCUGAUAAAUCUGCAAAAUUAAAAUUAUUGUUAAACA
Spea bombifrons (plains spadefoot toad) is the source of this 2222-nucleotide messenger RNA. RefSeq names its product zinc finger protein 639 (gene ZNF639). Gene Ontology annotation, molecular function: DNA-binding transcription factor activity, RNA polymerase II-specific; RNA polymerase II transcription regulatory region sequence-specific DNA binding. The record is from RefSeq and is a predicted model, not a curated record. Lineage: Eukaryota; Metazoa; Chordata; Amphibia; Anura; Pelobatidae. The transcript has 5 exons. Gene Ontology annotation, biological process: regulation of transcription by RNA polymerase II. The coding region runs from base 240 to 1517 and encodes 425 amino acids. Gene Ontology annotation, cellular component: nucleus.